UCCACCUCACCACAGACAUGCUCACCUGUCUCCUCUCCUUCCUCCCUCCCUCGCUCUCUCCCUUGGUCCUCCUCUGUCUUUUCACUGUCGUGGUGGUCAUCUUGUUCUGGCUCGUUCCUGAAACCAAACCCCCGGGUCGGGGCUCCAUCCCUUGCCUGCCACGGCUCCCCAUCCUGGGUAGCCUCCCCUGGCUCAGAGGACACCUCCCGCCUCAUCUCCUCUUUACGCAGCUGUCCCGCAGGUACGGGCCUCUGUUUGCGCUCUACUUCGGUCCGCACUACACUGUGGUCGUAAACACUCAUCAACACGCCAGAGAGGUCCUGCUGCAAAGAGGGAGGGACUUUGCUGGACGGCCGAGCAUGGUCACCACCAACCUGUUGACCAGAGGAGGCAAAGACAUUGCAUUUUCAGACUACUCUCCUCUCUGGAAGUUUCACCGCCGCCUCGUCCACAACUCUUUCACCGUGUUUGGAGAGGGAACCAGUCGACUGCAGGACAUCGUUCUGACUGCUGUAGAGAGUUUGUGUGCUGAGCUGUUGUCCAGUGAAAGGCAGGGGAUUGAUCCAUCUUCUGCAAUAACCAGAGCGGUCACGAAUGUCGUAUGCACACUAGUGUUCAGUGCCACCUAUCAACACAGUGACGCUGAGCUGCAGGAGGUGAUUCAAUACAACAAUGGCAUUGUGGAAACAAUUGCCAGGGGAGGACUGGUCGACAUCUAUCCCUGGUUGAAGGUGUUUCCUAACAAGUCUCUUAGCAAACUAAAGCAGUGUAUCACUGUCAGAGACCGACUACUGAGCCACAAACUGCAGGAACACAAGUUAUCACUAAGUGAUGGAGAGCCACGUGACCUCCUUGAUGCCUUGUUAAAGGGACGGACUGGUGGACAGGGUCAAAAGUCUUCUGGGUCAAAGGAUGAGGGGAUAACAGACGACCAUGUCCUGAUGACUGCAGCUGAGGUGUUUGGAGCCGGAGUGGAGACAACGUCCACCACACUGCUAUGGAUCCUGGCCUACCUGCUGCAUCACCCCGAGAUCCAGGAGCGCGUGCAGAAGGAGCUGGAUGAGCAUGUUGGUAGUGAGCGAAGUGUGAGCGUGUCAGACCGUGGUAAGCUGCCGUACCUGGACAGUGUCAUCAACGAGGGGAUGAGGAUCCGGCCAGUCAGUCCCGUGCUGAUCCCACACACUGCCAUGACCAACAGCAGCAUUGGAGGUCACGCUGUCAGUCAAGGCACACGUGUGUUGGUCAACAUGUGGUCAAUUCACCAUGACCCUCAACACUGGGAUAAACCUGAUUUGUUCAACCCAGAACGCUUUCUUGACAACCAGGGUGUGCGGGUCACACCGUCCUGUUUCUUACCAUUUGGGGCGGGACCUCGAGUCUGCGUUGGCGAAUCACUGGCCAGGCUUGAGCUCUUCCUUUUCUUGUCCUCUCUGCUCCAGCGAAUGAGUUUCAGGCAGCCACAUGGGGCUCCUCUGCCAAAUUUGCAGGGACGGCUGGGUGUGGUGUUGCAGCCAUUGCCUUUUAAAGUUGUUGUCAUUCCCAGGGCUGGAUGGGAGGAUGGAGUAAAAUGACAAUGAGUGGUGGGAUGGGGACGGGGGGGGCUGACAGUCAGGCUAGGUGGUAGGAAACAGAAACCUAAUUACUCGUUUUAUGUCAGGUCAUCAGAUGCCUAGCACUGGACUAUCUCAGAUUUGCCUGAAAAAUAUUUCAGGUCCCUACUGUGAUUAGUUUUCUCAAAAAGGCAGAAACAAAAGCUUCAAAUAAUGAAUGGGGUGUUUUUCUAGCAUUGUUUUUUCGAGGAUCGGUUUGUAUAAUUCCUUUAUCCAAUAUGAAAUUUUACAAAAUUCUAAGAAGUGAAUCUUCCCCCUAGAUUUUUUUUUUUCAGGUAAAACCAUCAUGGUGGGAAGGGUGAAUUAUGAGUGACCCAAAUGCAAAUUUUGGUAUGCUUAAAAAAAAUCUGUUUAAAAACCUGUUACUACAAAUAUAACUCAGAGCUAACCAUUGGCAUAACCAUUAAACUAACCCAUUAAACCAUUACACUGAAGUCAAAGUAUGAAACGUCUUUUUCAUAACAUCCAUCAUAUUUCCUUAAAUAAAGACACAGUUCACAGUUAUUUUAUUAAAGAAAUUUUGAUUAUAUCUUACCAAUAAAAAUGUUCCUAAUUAGUAUAAAAUUAAUGUAAAGAGAUAACGAGCAGUGCUGAUUCUUGUAGCCUAACAGGUAACAGGCUGUGACACUAUCAGCACUGUUUAGAGUGUUUUCAUAUCUGAGGCUCAUGUGAUGACUUGCAUGACAAUAGUGGGUCAAUAACCCUCAGGACCAACAAGGGAUUGACCACUAGGGGUUAAAUACCUGGGACUCCCUGUCAGUUGUUUUAGAACUGAAGAAGCCUCUUGGAUGAGAGACAAAACAUCUCCACAAAGUCCAGUUGCCUUCUUUUCAAGCAUUCAUACUCCCAUAGCCAGGCAUGUUCUGCAUUCUGGGAUGCAGCAGAGUAUCACAGAUAUGCAGAGUACAGUUGUGCCUGAACUACUGCCCAGAUAAAUAUAAAUGUUAUCCACUAGUCCAGAACACAGCUCCUUGUUCCUGUGUUUGCUGCUCCUGCUCCAAACAAAUCUGGCCAAUAAUCCAGCUCAGUCACACUAGAGUAAAAAGAGUACAGCAACCUCCUUGCAACUUCACUACAGCUUCAAGCUGCUAAUAAUAUAUUUAUAUUAUAAUUGCAAUUCAUGUGAAUCAACUAUAAUUAAACCUCAAAUGUUUGCUUUUUUUUUUUUUACAUUAGUAUUUAAUGAUCACUUAUGUACUU
Molecule: messenger RNA, 2810 nt
Organism: Archocentrus centrarchus (flier cichlid)
Lineage: Eukaryota; Metazoa; Chordata; Actinopteri; Cichliformes; Cichlidae
Gene: cyp17a2
Product: cytochrome P450, family 17, subfamily A, polypeptide 2
Exons: 9
Coding region: 18-1571 (517 amino acids)
Biological process (GO): progesterone metabolic process; hormone biosynthetic process
Molecular function (GO): iron ion binding; steroid 17-alpha-monooxygenase activity; heme binding
Source: RefSeq, a predicted model, not a curated record